This is a messenger RNA of Leptosia nina, 1485 nucleotides long. The record is from the annotation of a GenBank genome assembly. Lineage: Eukaryota; Metazoa; Arthropoda; Insecta; Lepidoptera; Pieridae.
AUGUACAGUUAUUUGUUCUGCUUAGUUAUUUUGAUCUCACAAAUUUCAUGUUACGAUUUAAUAUUGGAAGAAGAAGACUUCGACAUUUUUUGUUCGUUCAAAAAGUGUCUGAACAAAUGUUGCGAUAGGAACGAGUACAUGAACGGGACCGAACCCGGGAGCAGUGUGUGCGUUGAAUACGACGGUGAUGGGACCUUGGAUUAUUCCAAAAUUCAGUUAUACGAUGAGGAGGAUCACGAUAGACCAGUCAAUGAGAAUUUCGGAGAUCUCUUUCGGCUGAAACCGGGGUUGAUGCGGGAGGAAAUCUUCGCUAUGGAAUCAUACGUGCCGCAGUAUAUACAACUGAGGACUUUUCUAAAUAAGCGUGGUAUAGUUUUCAUGGAAAUGCCGAACGCAUACCAAAGAUGGACGCCGAUAGAACCGGACAAAUUCUGUGCGGAUUUUGCCCCGGACGACUACGGGAAUCUGACGGUCUUCUUCUGGGUCUACACAGAGACUGUCGUGGAGAACAACGACUAUUAUUACAUAGCGCUUCUAGUGUCAUCAUUUUUCCUAGCGCUCUUGCUAAUAGUUUACGCCAUUUUGCCUGAAUUGCGGAAUAUGCAGGGCAAAGUUCUGAUGUCGUACGUGGCUAGCCUUCUUGGAGCCUUCCUUAGUCUUGUUGCUAUGCAAAUUGGCUCAUAUCCUAAAGAAACCUGCGUCGCACUAUCGACUAUAAUUUACUUCUUCUUCUUGGCUGCGUUUUCCUGGAUGAAUGUAAUGUCGUACGACAUCUGGUGGACGUUUAGAGGCUACGCUAAAGCUCGUCCCAUACACAGAAGGGGGAAGAAAUUCAAGUUCAUAAUGUACUGCCUCUACGCGUGGGGUGUCCCCAUCAUCAUGGCGAUUGCCUUCGUGUGUAUGAACGAGGCUGAUCUGAGUGAUCAGCCGUGGAUUAUCAAGCCCAUGAUACCCAACCAUGGCUGCUUCCUUGCAGGAGGUCAGAAAUAUGUUUACCUGUACCUACCAAUGCUGAUUCUCAUCGUCUGCAACUGGAUAUUCUACUUAAUGACAGCGUUUAACGUGUGGCGUUUGAGGAGAGGAACAGCAGUAUUGAAUUCACCUGCUGCUGGAAACCCAGCAUCUCAUCGGUCACAGAAACAGAGAUUUACUCUCUACUUGAAGCUAUCUGUCAUAAUGGGGAUAAACUGGAUCCUAGAAGUGGUCAGCUCCUUUUACCCAGAUUGGGAGAUCUGGUACAUCACGGACGCUUACAAUCUCCUCAUCGGCGUCACCAUGUUCGUCAUAUUCAUCUACAAGGAGUCGAUUUACAACAAGCUGAUGAUAAAAUACAAAACCAUCAGACGACACAGCUUCCCCAAACGAUCAACGACUACAAGCAUCACCCAGGAAUCGAACCUGAGCCAAGACUUGCCGAAUAUCUGCCCCCACCCCAAUUUCCAGAGGAAACUAUCGAAUGUACAACGACCCGACGUUUUAGUGUAA